Molecule: messenger RNA, 1602 nt
Organism: Diaporthe citri
Lineage: Eukaryota; Fungi; Ascomycota; Sordariomycetes; Diaporthales; Diaporthaceae
Exons: 4
Coding region: 1-1602 (533 amino acids)
Biological process (GO): transmembrane transport
Cellular component (GO): membrane
Molecular function (GO): myo-inositol:proton symporter activity
Source: RefSeq, a predicted model, not a curated record
AUGGAGUCCCGUGAAGUGGAUGCGAAGCACCCGGAAGAUGUCAAGGAUCUUGAGGAGUACGAAGGCGAGGUGUCACACAUCGACAAAGUCGACAAGAUUGAUAGAAUAGCCAACUACGACGACUCCAUCGAGAGCACCAAGGUAUCCACAGCCGUCUGGCUCAUAACCUUCACCGUAGCGACGGGCGGGUUCCUCUUUAGCUAUGACACGGGUGUCAUCUCGGCCGUAUUGGUCACACUCAAAAGCGACCUGGGCCACGAACUCUCCUCGAGCGAGCAAGAAAUGAUCAACUCCCUUACAUCAGGCGGUGCCUUGGUCGGCGCCCUGAUCGCAGGUCUUCCGGCAGACAAAUACGGACGCAAGUUCGGUAUAUAUGCCGGCUGUGCCCUGUUCCUGAUCGGCUCAGUGAUCCAGGCCGCCGCCUUCUCUGUCGCGCAGACGGCGGUCGGACGGUUCGUUGUCGGUCUCGGAGUCGGCUCUGCGGCAAUGAUCAUUCCUCUAUACAUUGGCGAGCUCGCACCAGCGCCGCACCGCGGGCGGAUGAUAGCUCUCGACAACCUCAGCGUGACCCUCGGCCAGCUCAUCUCGUACGCCCUGGGCGCGGCCUUCACCGAAGUCCCCCACGGCUGGCGAUACAUGGUAGCUGCGGGUGGAAUACCUCCCAUAAUCCUGGCCUUCCUCCUCCCCAAAUGUCCCGAGUCGCCCCGGCAGUUGCUCGCACAUGACAAGGUGGCAGAGGCUACGGAGUGUAUCGCACGCAUCUACCCCGAGGCGACAGAAGAGCAGGUGAGAUCCAAGGUGGAGUACAUGGCCUGGACGAUCCAGGUCGAGGCACAAGCCGUCGGGGACAAGUCGCUCUGGUGGCAGUUCAAACAGCUGCACUACGUGCCAUCAAACCUCAGGGCGUUGAUUACUGCCUGUGCGGUCAUGGCAAUCUCUCAACUCGGCGGUCUCAACACUUUGAUGUACUACUCCGCAACACUCUUUUCCCUCGUUGGUUUCAAGAAGGCCACCGCAGUGUCUAUCGUCGUCGGUGGCACAAACUUCACAUUCACGCUGGUCAAUAUGCUGUUCAUCGACCGACUGGGGAGGCGCAAGAUCCUUCUCAUCACGGUAAUGGGCAUGGCAUUGAGCAUGGUCGUUGCCGCCAUUGCAUUCCACUGGAUUCCUAUCUCUCGCGAUCUGGUCCUCGAGUCAGACACAGUGAACUGGGCCGGCAUCCUGAUUCUCGUCACUAUAAUUUUCUACGUCGCCUUCUUCGCCAGCGGCGUUGCUACCAUCGGCUGGGUGGGCACGGAGCUCCUGCCGAUCGAGGUUCGUGCCCUGGGGACGAUGAUGAAUACUGUCACCUGCUGGGGCUGCAAGAUCAUCAUUGCGUCGACGUUCCUGUCCAUGAUGAAGGCCUGGACUCCCAGCGGUGCCUUCGGAUUCUACGCCGCGAUCUGUUUCUUCGGCUGGGUCUUUGUCGUUUUCCUGUACCCGGAGGUUAAGGGUCUCCCGUUGGAGGAUGUUAGGCAGAUAUUUGAACAUGACUUUGGUGUCAAGGUGGCAGCAAGGUUGCAGAAGGAGCAGAAGGCUAAGCGUCAGGCUGGUAUAGCAUAG